Penicillium manginii is the source of this 1053-nucleotide messenger RNA. Its product is annotated as LysM peptidoglycan-binding domain-containing protein. NCBI's taxonomy places the organism in Eukaryota, Fungi, Ascomycota, Eurotiomycetes, Eurotiales, Aspergillaceae. The transcript has 3 exons. The record is from RefSeq and is a predicted model, not a curated record. The coding region runs from base 1 to 1053 and encodes 350 amino acids.
AUGGGCCUGUUGCUCAUUUUUUUCUUGGCUUCUGUUGCUGCUGUCACAACCGAACCCUUUGAAGGAAACAACUCCAUAGCCCUCUACGCCCGUGGCGUAUCUUAUCAACUAGAUGCCAUCACUGGCAUUUGCUCUACCUACGUUGUCCAAGCACUUGACAGCAGCAACUGUACAAGGAUCGCCGAAGCCAAGGGUAUUACAGUGGAUGAUAUAGAAAACUACAACAAAAAGACCUGGCUCUGGAAAGGCUGCAAACAUAUUAAGCAGGGAGAUUUCAUAUGUCUCGGGCCUGGGGCUAUUCCGAUGCCAGUUUCGCUUCCGAAUGCUAAGUGCGGUCCGCAGGUUAUUGGAACUCCAAGACCUGAUAAUAUAGAUGAUAUCGCGAGCUUGAACCCGUGUCCAUCGAAGGAUGAAUGCUGUAUAGGUACGACUGGUGAAUGCCAGGCUAUUUCCCGGAAAAAAUGCAAGGCUAGCCAUGAUUGUAUUCAGAACUGCGUGGACAAGGCAAAGAGUACAACUACAACGACAACAACGACAAAGAAGAGAGCCACGACCACUACCACUACCAUUAUCACAACUAUGGCGGUAACAACAACGACAAGAAAGAAGGAACCACAGACUACAACCACUACAUCUAAACUCCCGGAGCAAACGUGGAGUAUAACCAUCUACGUGGGCAAGCACUGUCUCCCUGAGAACGGCGACUAUAUCAUUGUAGAGGGAUACACAAGCGACUGGUCUGAGUGCGUGGACCUUCAAUCGGGUGACAAUUCCGAUAUGGCCUCGGGUAAGACUUCUUGUCGCCUAUUCAAGGCGAGGGAGGGCACGUCGCAAAGUUGUUACAAUUCAGGCCUGACGGAGCCCCAAUCCUGGUGGGUUCCCAAGGGAGACUGUCAAAUUUUUAGCGAUGCACACUGUGGAUCUUUCAACGGAAUGGCCUACUCGGACUACAGGGAUUCCCAUGACGAAAAAUGUCAGCGUGAUAAUGCAGGUGGCGAUUCGUUCAGUUGGCCGACGGAGUUUGGGUCUGUUAGGUGCGGGCAUGCUGCUUAG